AAUUAUCGAUAAGUUUCUUUCAUAAACAACGAUGGAGCGGCGCGAGGAUGUGCUUAGACAAGCACUCGACAAGAAUGCAUAUGAAACGGAGCGUUGGCUAGCCUAUAAAGCCGAUAAUGAAGUUGCCAUAGACAACUUAAAUAUGUUCGCUAAAAAUCUUUCCGUCGAGGUUAUGGUGCCAAUUGGGAAAAAGGCUUUGAUGCAGGGUGAAUUGAUACACACAAAUGAAGUGCUUGUCGGUCACUACCAAGGCUACUUUUCUGCUUGCUCGGCUUAUAAGGCGGUGGAGAUAUGUCAGCAUCGCUGGAGGCUGGCCAACGAGCACCUAAAGAAACUGCAAGUGGAGGCGGACUUGUGGCAGAAAAAUCUAGAAACACCAAUCCUGGAAGGCGCUGUGCCCAAAUCUGAUGAAAUUGAAAUAGUGGAGGAAUACAAUGAGACAGAUCAUAAUAAUUGGCUAAAAGAACACAAAGAGCGCGUGCGCAAGGAAAAGCUAGCAGAACGUGCGCAACGAGAACAAUACAAGGCAGCCGAUGCGCAUAAAGAUGUGUUCCAAAAGCUAGAGGAACGUGAACUACUAGAAGAACUGGGUCUGGAUCCAGAUAAUUUCAGUGAGCAAUCGCUCAGUGAAUUGCUUCCCAAAGAAGCACCAAAAGAUAAAACUGACUGUGAUAAAGAAAAUGUAACAACUAAGACGGAUGAAGAGAUAUUCGACAUGCUGGCCAAAUUGGAAGCUCAAGAGGCCAAUGAGACAGCGGAUGUCGAUGAAGAAAUUGAGCAAAAUGUUCAGAGCACAAAUGAAAUGGUGCGCAAUCUAAUGAGUGGACAAAUGCAGGUGACGCCUGCAAAGCAACGCUUCAGCGGAAUCAAAAAUAUUUCAAAAGAAGAGAAAGAAGAUAAAGAUGAAGAAUAUGUGGAUCAGCCUGAGCUGCACCUAAGCGGAACCAAAACAAUUUCAAAAGAAGGGGAAGAACAUAAUAAUGAAAAUGAGGAUCAUCCCGAGCAAGGUUUAAGCGGAAUGCAAAACAUUUCAAAAGAAGAGGAAGAAAAUAAUAAUGAAGAUGAUGAGGAUCAGCCUGAGGAAGUGAAGUUAAUAAGGCAAGAAAUGCAGCUAUUGCCCAUUGAGGAGCGACAGGAGUUUUUAAAUUCACAAUUACAAAUAAUCAAAGCGAAAAUGCGUAAAAUACAGAAAGCCUGCUUUGCCAGUGAUGAACUGACACAUUUAAUGAAUGUUCUUAUCUGUCUGGAGGAUGAUUUGCAGGAACUGCUGUUCGAGCAAACAGAAACAGCGAACACAGAUGAGCUGUCGGAGGAAUCCGAAUCCGUCUCUACGCUCGACAAUAAAAAGCGACGCAUCUCUUUCGCCACUGCCGACGAAGAGCUGCUUUUCAAAAAGGAAGAAACCGUUGCCGAAAUGUUGACCAAUGGCAAACAACGCCAACAAAGAGAAAUUAUUAAACUGGAUGCUUCAUUAGUGCCGCCAAAGCAGACAGUGGAGCUAAAGCUGGACACAGAGAAGCAUUCAAAUUCACAAAUUAUGCAAAAAGUUGAAGAGAAUUUGGAGUUUGUACAGCAGAACCAAAGUGUACAGGAUUUCGAUUUGGUAAAUCAAAUACUAGAAGCAUCAACGGGAAGAAUUAAUACCCUACACAUAAGCUUUACUCAUUCCGACGCGCUGCCAGCUGCUCCAACUGAAACUGAUGAUACUGAAACGCCUGGCACGCCAGCCCAGUUGUAUGAGCUCUACAAAAAAGCACAGGAGAAGUACUCCUUUCCGAUUUUUGUGAACGGCUUUGAGGGUGAGGAGGAGCUUAAGGUGCCCAUCAUCAAGGAGGAGGACCGAGCAAGUGCCUAUGCUGACCCACGCAAGCAGUUCAACAAUCCAUCGGCCGAGUCCAGCAUUAGCACAGAUGCCACAUCAGGACACAUGGAAACGAAAUCUAUAUUGCGCAACAAAUCAGCUGUGGAGCGCGAAGACCAUGCUGUAACCGACAAGCCCAUGCAGAACAACAACAGCAACAAAUCCAAAAAGAAUAAGUCUCGCAAGGCCAAGAAGGAGAGAACCAUCGAUGAUGAUCUGCGAGACAUGAGUGCCUAUCAGAAGGUCAUGCAUGAUUUGAUUGAGAAGGAGCCAACGCUGGCACCGGAGCCAUUGCCCAAGGGCAAAUUUAUAGAUGCACAUACGCCCAAAAAGCGCAUUAGCCGCUUUAAAGAGCAACGCUCCAUGAAUAAAACAUAGUUUUAUAAAUGUGGGUGAGAUAUGUACAUUUAUUUAUUUUGCGUGAAUAAACAAUACGAUAUUAUGAAUUUA
Molecule: messenger RNA, 2311 nt
Organism: Drosophila arizonae
Lineage: Eukaryota; Metazoa; Arthropoda; Insecta; Diptera; Drosophilidae
Gene: uri
Product: unconventional prefoldin RPB5 interactor
Biological process (GO): negative regulation of phosphatase activity; negative regulation of transcription by RNA polymerase II
Molecular function (GO): transcription corepressor activity; chromatin binding; phosphatase inhibitor activity
Source: RefSeq, a predicted model, not a curated record